AUGGCAGCCCUUACAUCUGACCCUAUUCUUGACAAUGGUCUUGGCGUUAUUGAUCCAGAUGUCUAUUUUCAAAUGAACAAACCUCCUGCAAACCUGCCAGAGUUUGAAGCAAAGCUUAAAGACUUUGUAAAACUCCAUGAGGCCAAAGGCAGUCGACUAGUCUUCAUUACCAGUGGUGGAACAACAGUACCUUUGGAAAACCAGACUGUUCGAUUCAUCGAUAAUUUUAGUAACGGCAACCGUGGUGCAGUUUCGGCCGAGUACUUUAUUGAAGCUGGCUACGCAGUCGUGUUUAUGCACCGUCAAUUUAGUCUACAGCCCUACCAGCGCCAUUACACCCAAGAUCCUAACAAGGGAUUCCUUGAUUAUCUGGUCCCUCAGCCAGAUGGAUCAAUUAAAGUCGAUCCUCAAUACGCACCAAGCAUGAUCAAGGUUUUGGAAAAGUACCAAAAGGCUAUCCGUUCCAACCAGCUACUUCUUCUAGACUUUGUUACCUUGCCAGACUACUUGUUUAAAUUGCAGGCCGGAACACGUAUCCUGGCACAGCUUCAGGAAAGGGCAAUGUAUUAUCUUGCUGCUGCUGUCAGUGAUUUCUUCAUUCCUUCUCAAAAAAUGAAUGAGCAUAAGAUUCAAUCCAGAGAAGGUGCAUUGACUCUCACACUUGACCAAGUACCAAAGUUUCUUAAGCCAUUAGUCAGUGUCUGGGCUGCAAAGGGGCUUAUUGUCUCUUUCAAGCUCGAAACCGAUGACAAGCUGUUGGUUCCUAAAGCAAGAAAUGCCUUGACACGUUAUGGCCAUCAAGUUGUCAUUGGCAAUAUGCUCACCACCCGCAAACAGACCGUUACCUUUAUUACCAAGAACUCUGAAAAGGUUAUCUCGCUCUCAAAAGACCAGCAGGCAAAGGAUGUUGAGAUUGAGAGUGAAAUUAUACCAGAGCUUGUUCAGAUCCAUGAUUCCUGGAUCAAGUCUGGUGCUACUCAAGUGUAAUUUCAGACAAUAUCUAGAUAGAAUCGAUAGAUAUAUCUUUGUAUAAAAAGUUUGUCUAGUUCCUUUAUCUUUCCCUUUCUUUUUCCUGUUCACAAUUAACCAUCACUAUAACAACCGCUAUCAAAAGGAAAGAAAGAAAGAAAGAAAGAAAAACAGCAUCCUACUAAAUCGAAUAAUAGAGUACAAUAAACAACUCCAAAAAAAAACACAUACACACACACACACACAAGGUACAUACAUUUGUGCUUGUAUGUUGUAUCUUACUCUU
This is a messenger RNA of Phycomyces blakesleeanus NRRL 1555(-), 1255 nucleotides long. RefSeq lists its product as hypothetical. Gene Ontology annotation, biological process: coenzyme A biosynthetic process. Gene Ontology annotation, molecular function: phosphopantothenate--cysteine ligase activity. The coding region runs from base 1 to 987 and encodes 328 amino acids. The transcript has 5 exons. Gene Ontology annotation, cellular component: cytoplasm; nucleus. The record is from RefSeq and is a predicted model, not a curated record. Lineage: Eukaryota; Fungi; Mucoromycota; Mucoromycetes; Mucorales; Phycomycetaceae.